Molecule: messenger RNA, 1722 nt
Organism: Penicillium odoratum
Lineage: Eukaryota; Fungi; Ascomycota; Eurotiomycetes; Eurotiales; Aspergillaceae
Product: NAD-dependent malic enzyme
Exons: 7
Coding region: 1-1722 (573 amino acids)
Biological process (GO): malate metabolic process; pyruvate metabolic process
Cellular component (GO): mitochondrion
Molecular function (GO): NAD binding; malate dehydrogenase (decarboxylating) (NAD+) activity
Source: RefSeq, a predicted model, not a curated record
AUGUCCGCCAUUAACAGAUUCAACGCAUUACCUCGCUCGAUUACUCGACCAUUAAGAUGUCCCUAUGAGGGCACCGCAGUACUUCAGACUUCGCGUUUCAACAAAGGAACCGCAUACCCUAACGAUGAACGGCAACUCUUCAAACUAAAUGGUUUAUUGCCACCUAAUAUUCAGACUCUGGAAGAGCAGGUUCAACGCGCCUACCAGCAAUACAGCAGCCGAAGUGAUGAUCUAGCCAAGAACACAUUCAUGGCUAGCAUGAAGGCACAGAAUGAAGUCUUGUUCUACAAGCUGCUGCAGACCCAUCUCAAGGAAAUGUUUAGUAUCAUCUACACUCCCACCGAAGGUGACGCCAUUGAGAACUACUCGCGAUUGUUCCGGAAACCUGAAGGAUGCUUUUUGAACAUUCGCGAUCAAGAUUCUAUUGACAGCAACCUGGCACAAUUUGGAAAUGAGGAAGAUAUCGAUUAUAUUGUCGUCACCGAUGGGGAAGAGAUUCUUGGAAUCGGCGACCAAGGUGUCGGUGGAAUUCUUAUCUCCGUGGCCAAACUUGUGAUCACCACUCUUUGUGCUGGUAUUCAUCCGGCGCGACAGUUGCCUGUGAUCCUCGACUGUGGAACGAACAACGAAGGGUUGCUGAAAGACGAUUUGUACUUGGGACUGCGUCAAAGCCGAUAUCAAGGCAAGGAGUACGACGAGUUCGUGGAUCGCUUUGUUCAAAGUGCUCGUAAGCGCUUUCCAAACGCCUAUAUUCACUUCGAGGACUUUGGACUUUCCAAUGCAAAAAGAAUCCUGGAGAAGUAUCAGUCAGAUAUCCCUUGCUUUAAUGACGAUAUCCAAGGUACCGGGUGUGUGACCCUGGCCGCGAUGAUGGCCGCUUUACACGUGAGCCAAGUCUCGAUGGAAGAUGUCCGGGUAGUGGUAUUUGGCUCUGGGACAGCUGGCACAGGAAUAGCGGAUCAAAUCGCGGAUACCAUUGCAACAGAGACCAAUAAACCAAAGACGGAGGCUUCAAAGCAGAUAUGGUGUAUUGAUAAACCCGGGCUUCUCCUGAAGUCCAUGGCCGAGAAAUUGACUCCGGCUCAGACACCAUUCGCAAGGGAGGAUACAGAGUGGCCACAAGGACAACAAAAUGACUUACUAUCAGUCAUCCAGAACGUCAAACCUCAUGUGUUGAUCGGCACAUCCACGAAGCCGAAAGCAUUCACAGAAGAAAUCAUCCGAGAGAUGGCAAAGCACAUCCAUCGACCGAUAGUCUUCCCAUUGAGCAAUCCGACUCGCCUGCACGAAGCCCAGCCAAAGGAUCUCUUCGAAUGGACAGACGGCAGAGCGCUCGUUGCAACAGGCAGUCCGUUUCCACCCGUGGAAUUUAAUGGCGUGAAAUAUGAUAUUGCAGAAUGCAAUAAUUCAACUUGUUUCCCUGGCAUCGGGCUUGGUGCAGUUCUCUCGCGCAGCCGUCUUGUUUCCAAAAAGAUGCUGGUCGCGGCUGUCGAGGCACUCAAAACCCGCUCUCCGGCAUUGGAGGACCCGAAUAAGCCUCUCUUGCCUGAUGUGGAAGAUGUACGAGAAAUUAGCGUUGAUAUUGCUGCAGCUGUGAUAAAAUGCUCUUUGAGCGAGGGUCUUGCACAACAGAAAGAGAUUCCUUCUGAUGAUAGUGAGCUAAGGGAAUGGAUACGGGCACAGAUGUGGGAAGCUGUGUAUCGACCUUUGGUAAAGUCCUAG